Molecule: messenger RNA, 2816 nt
Organism: Formica exsecta
Lineage: Eukaryota; Metazoa; Arthropoda; Insecta; Hymenoptera; Formicidae
Product: proton-coupled amino acid transporter 1
Exons: 11
Coding region: 501-1934 (477 amino acids)
Biological process (GO): amino acid transmembrane transport
Cellular component (GO): vacuolar membrane
Molecular function (GO): amino acid transmembrane transporter activity
Source: RefSeq, a predicted model, not a curated record
GUUCGCCCACAUCGCUUUUAGUUGCGGUUCGUACUCGGGCACGGCCUUGGUGCCAUGGCUAAUGUACUCUUACUUUUACUGGACCAAAGGGAAAAAACCUUUGUGUGAGAAACGUGCGUCAAUAGCGAGCUGAGAUAUAUGACUCAGGGUAUUCCUAUUAGGGGAGCUACUCGGGCUAGCGGGAUCGAGGUCGAUUUUCGGUCCGUGACGAAACCGACACGGUCUCUGCCCUGGUGCCAAGAAUAAAGGGACAUACGCGGAACGAGGCAUUUCAGCACCGGGCGGUGAGCGAAGGAAGCCAGAAGGAAGUAGACAGCCUUCGGAGAGUGUUUGUUGAGGCGCGAGUAAUACUACUUGGUUUCGCUGACACCGUUUCAGUCGCGCGUAAGCAGCCGACCGUUGCACGUAUCCGUAGGAACGACGACGGACACCAUCCAUGGGUUAUCCGCGUUCAAUUCUCUGGUUACAACAAAUCAACUGACUAACGCGAUUGCGAAAAGAUGGAACUGAACAGCAAUCCUGCGAUUUCUGCAAAGAAGUCCUCCAUUCAUGACGAUGAAACAACAUUCAAGCAGUCACUUGGCAAUGGCGGGACCUAUGGAGCUUUUCAAUCGAAAGAUCCCAUCUUAGCGAUAGAAAAGGGCGGUGAUGCUAUCAAGGGCGGAAGUAAUGAGCAUGGCAUCACCGUACAUCAUCCUACCUCGUACCUGGAAACCAUGAUGCAUCUGUUCAAGGGUAACGUUGGCUCUGGGAUCUUUGCGUUGGGAGACGGUUUUAAGAAUGCCGGAUUGCUGUUGGCACCACCGUUGACUAUUUUUCUAGGCGUCAUCUGCGUACACGCUCAACAUGUUCUCAUUAAAUGCAAUGAGGAGGUGACACGUCGUGUUGGAAAUGAUGCAGACACAAGUGGAUUCGCCGGAACCGUGGAGAUGUGCUUCGCUACCGGACCCCUUAGACUUCGUAAAUAUUCGAUUCUCAUGAGAAAAUUGGUUAAUGUAUUUUUGUGUAUCACGCAACUCGGAUUCUGCUGCGUAUAUUUCGUUUUUAUUUCUACAAAUAUGAAGCAGGUGCUGGACGCGCACGGGAUUGAGAUGGACGUUCACCAGCACAUGGCUGUAGUGUUGAUACCCAUUAUGCUUAGCACUUGGAUCAGAAAUCUCAAGUACCUGGUACCGGUAUCUUCGAUAGCGAAUUUCCUAAUGAUCGCAGGUUAUAUCGCGACCAUGUAUAUCAUGAGCCAUGACGUACCAUCUAUACAUGAGAGGAGAUACGUCGCGGAUUGGAAUAAUUUACCUCUGUUUUUCGGCACUGUGAUAUAUUCCUUCGAGGGUAUUACUCUAGUACUGCCACUGAAGAACGAAAUGAAGAAUCCUAAUAAUUUUAAUAAACCGCUGGGCGUUCUCAAUGUUGGUAUGGUGAUAGUCGGCUUUAUGUUCGUCGCAAUGGGUUUCCUGUCUUAUUUGAAGUACGGUAACGAUGUUGCCGGUUCAGUCACGCUUAAUCUCGCGCAAGAGGAAGUCUUGCCGCAAUGCAUCAAGACCGCUAUCUCAUUAAGCAUAUUGCUUACAUACGCCUUGCAAUUUUACGUCCCCAUCGCAAUAAUGUGGCCAGGCAUUGUCAAUAGAUUCGGUCCCUUUAAAUGGCCGGUACUCGCGGAAAUCAUUUUCCGUUCUGCCAUAUGUCUCACCACAUUUAUCCUGGCGGAGGCGAUACCGAAAUUGGGCCUUUUCAUAUCCUUGGUUGGCGCGGUCAGUAGCACCGCGCUUGCUCUCGUUUUUCCGCCUAUUAUCGACAUGAUCGUCUGCUGGCACAACACCAAUCUCGAUUUCUUCACAAUCACGAAGGAUGUGAUGAUAGUGCUGAUCGGCGUGUUGGGUUUCGCCACCGGAACAUACGAGAGCUUGACAGCGAUCAUCAAGUCAUUCAACGAGUGAACUCGAACAGUCUAUAAGCGCGCUUUGUACAAAUUAUUUUUAAUUUCCCUCUCGUGAAACGCGGACCAUGACACCACCUACGGUAUUUCCGCGUAUGCAAUCUGGUUUAAAUUCACACACAUAUACUUUUUCAAAUUUUGCAUGUUUGUAGAUGUCGACUUUUAGCCAUCCUAUGUAAUAAUAACUCAUGUGUGAUACUGAUAGGUGUAGCUGAUAAAAUGUAAUGGCUGUGGACGCCAAUGAUUGUUAUUAAUAAUAGUUAUGUUAUUAAUAAUAAUCAUUCAGACAACACAAACUCUUCGAUUUUUGUAUUGCUUGGAUAUCGUACUUUGUUUGGGUGUUCAAUAAACGUUUCCAUGUUUGGGCUUCCAUUCGUAAUAAUGAAUCAAAGUACAAUACGUGAUUUGCAUGACGUAAAAAAAAAUAGAUGAAUAAAAGUGCAUUGUUUUUUUCCGCAAUUAUAUAAGCAAAUUUUGCAGCAAAUGGAAAAAUAGAAAUAUAUUCACACACAUAGUACUUGUUAUAUUAACAUUAGAUUUUAUUUUACGAAUUGUUUUUGUUUUAAUUCUCUAAAAAUAGGAUACAAACUGGCGAGAUUAGUUAAUUCAUUCGAUAAUUAAACAUUCAAUAAAUAAAGUGAGUAAUAAUGUCAGUUAGAAAUAUUUAUUUUAUGUUAAUUACUGUUAAAUUUUCUGUCAAAAAAAGUCUUUUUUUACAGAAGUAUAUUAAAAAGUGAUAGAUUGUGACGGAUAAGAUUGUGUUUUCAGUAUUGCACGUUAUUGUAAAGCAAAUUGCAUGACUCGAAUGUUAAAAAUUUGUGCAUUAUAUGAAGUAUUCGCGAAACAAAAUUAUUUGUGACAAAAAUAUAUUUUGUUUACAGGA